AUGGCAGUUGAGGUAUCGUUAGAAGCAGAGCGAUUUAAAAUCCAGGCAAACGAGUACUUUUCAAAGGGGAAGUAUUCCGACGCCAUUGAUCUAUAUACAAAGGCUAUAAACGUUCAAGAAAAGGCAGUCUACUAUGCAAAUCGAAGCUUCGCCUAUCUCAAGACGGAAUUAUUUGGUGCGGCCGCCGCUGAUGCAUCUAAAGCGAUUGAACUGGAUCCUAGCUACAUAAAGGGGUAUUACCGGAGGGCUUCCGCAAAUAUGGCUAUGGGUCACUAUAAUCUCGCUCUCAAGGAUUUCGAAACGGUUAAGAAAAAGCAUCCAUGUGAUAAGGAUGCUUGUUCUAAACACCUUGAAUGCUUUCGCAAAGCCCGAAUGCGUGCAUUUGCACAAGCCAUUUCACACGAAGAGCGACGAUCUCCCCUAGAGACCUAUGAUCCCUCACAGGUAGUUGUAGAGUCCUCCUACAACGGACCACAUUUGCCUCAAGAUGAGGAAGGCAAUUACACCGUUACCGUGGAGUUUAUGAACGCUCUUAUUGAAACUUUCAAGGCACAGGGAAAAUUACAUCGGAAGUAUGCCAUGGUGCUGGUCUGUAAAUUUUAUAACUAUAUUCGCCAACUUCCUUCUCUGGUUAAUAUUGACGUUCCUGAUGGUACCAAAUUUACAGUAUGUGGUGAUAUACACGGUCAAUUCUACGAUUUGAUCAAUAUUUUUUCACUUAACGGAAUGCCAUCGCCGGAGAAUCCCUACCUCUUUAACGGUGAUUUUGUUGAUCGUGGGUCCUUCUCGGUUGAAUGCAUUUUCACGCUUAUUGGUUUCAAGCUCCUCUAUCCCGAUCACUUCUUUAUGUCUCGUGGGAAUCACGAAUCGGAGAACAUGAAUCAAAUGUACGGGUUCGAGAAUGAAGUGAGGAGCAAGUAUAACAAUCAGAUGGCAGAAAUUUUUACCGAGGUGUUUAAUUGGCUUCCACUGGCUCAUCUCAUCAACGGACGCGUUUUGACCAUGCAUGGCGGCCUCUUCAGCUCGGACAACGUAAGUUUGGACGAUCUGCGUAAUAUUCACCGCAACUGCCAGCCCCCGGAUAGCGGGCUGAUGUGCGAAAUCCUGUGGUCCGACCCCAUGGAGGCGCGUGGACGUGCACCCUCAAAACGUGGUGUCGGUUGUCAGUUCGGCCCAGAUGUAACUCAUUCUUUCUGCGACUCUAACGGACUCGACUAUAUUAUUCGCAGUCAUGAGGUGAAGGAGCAAGGCUACGAGGUGGCGCACGACGGUCGCUGCGUGACGGUUUUCUCUGCCCCUAACUACUGCGAUAUCACACAGAAUCUGGGUGCCUUCAUCACACUGCGCAGCUCGCAUGAAGCCGGCGGGAUGAAACCUGAAUUUACGACCUUUAAGGAAGCGCCACACCCACGCGUGCGGCCCAUGGCCUACGCCAAUUCCCUCCUGGCCAAUCUGUUGUAG
Echinococcus granulosus is the source of this 1461-nucleotide messenger RNA. RefSeq names its product Serine/threonine-protein phosphatase 5. NCBI's taxonomy places the organism in Eukaryota, Metazoa, Platyhelminthes, Cestoda, Cyclophyllidea, Taeniidae. The transcript is spliced from 10 exons. Gene Ontology annotation, cellular component: nucleus; cytosol. The coding region runs from base 1 to 1461 and encodes 486 amino acids. Gene Ontology annotation, molecular function: protein binding; protein serine/threonine phosphatase activity. The record is from RefSeq and is a predicted model, not a curated record.